UGCGGGGCCAGCCCCGGCCCGGCACAGCCCGGCCCCGCACGGCACAGCCCGGCACAGCCCAGCCCGGCCCGGCACAGCCUGCUUCGGCUCGGCCAUGCCGCGGUUCAGCGUGGCGGAGGCCAGGCGGUGGGGGGAUCAGUUCGUGCAGUUCCUGCGGGACACGGGCCGGGAGCAGGAGAGCCGGCGGGACACGCUGCGCAGCGUCUACACCCAGGAGUUUCGGGGCAGGACUGAUACAAGGAUUCCCAGCUUCUCCUGCAUCUUGUACGCGCUGAAGGUGACCCAGCGGGCCCACGUGCACGGGGAGUCUGUGCACUUCAAGAAGGAGAAGAGGCGUGUGGUAGUGGCAGACCAGUACCGGAGACCCAGAACAAAUGCACAGACGACAGCGUCCGCAUCUGCCUCAGGCCAGCAGCCUGGCUCCGCUCCGCGAGUGCCCCAGAGCCGUGACAAGAAGCGGGCUGAGCUCAAGCAUGGGGUGGAGAUCGUCUCGGAGCACGACCAGGGCAAUGGGAAAAUCCGCUUCCCGGUGGUGCCUGGCGAGCCCCAGACGGUCACCCUCCUGGUGCAGAACCACGGGGCGGAGGCCGUGACGCUGCGCCGGUGCCAGCCACGCCAGCAGCGCCGGGAGUUCUCCUUUGCGGACGAGCAAGGGGUGACGCAGGGCCAGUCCCUGCUGUUGCAUCCAGGCGGCACGUACCCCAUCCAGGUGCGGUGCCUGGCCACCUGCAACGGGUACUUCCACACUGUGCUGCUCUUCGAGUUCACCAAGGAGCCGGACAAGCCCUUCAGCAUCAGGCGCCACAUCGCUGCCGUCGCCGAGAGCCAGCUGGCCAAGGACCUGGGGCCCUCAGCGCCCUUCCAGCCAUACCAGGCCAGCCUCCGGCACCCUGUCACCGUCAUCACCGAGGACGGCAUUCCCCCUGACAGGUCCCUGAAAAAUGACCUGGAGAGGGAAAUCCCUCUGGGCAUCUACCAGUACCCGAAGAGCCUCAAGGACAUGAUCCUGUUCGGACCCAACGCUAACACCGGCUCCCGCUGGGCUGCCAUGCAGUUGCUGCUGAAGGCCCCCCUUCAGGCUGGGAACUACCAGCAGAAGUUCCAGCUGCUGCUGCACCUGGAGGAGAUCCAGAUGGAGGUGGCCAUCCGGCGCUACGACAUGCAGGACGUGCCCAUGGUGCAGGACAGGGGGCUGCUGGUCCUCGACGUGCCCGGCGUGGCCGAGAACCGCCCGUCUGUGCUGAAGGGGGACCACCUCUUCGCCCACCUGAGCAGCGAGCGGGACCACUCCCCGCUCGUGCAGUACAAGGGCUACGUGCACAGUGUGGAGCUGGAGAAGGUCAAGCUGGGCUUCUCCUCCAAGCUGCAGAAGAAGUUUGUCAACAACCUGAAGUUCGACGUGACCUUCACCUUCAGACGGCUGCCGCUGCAGGUCCAGCACCGGGCCGCAGCCCUGGCCAUGCAGCGCGGCUUGUCCAGCCUCCUCUUCCCCACCGCCUCCUGCCACAAGUCCCUCUUCCCAGGCACCUUCCAGCCCCGGUGGUUCGACCGCAAGCUGCAGGCGAACGAAGAGCAGUGCAGAGCCGUGACGAACAUCGUGACGGGGAUGUCCAGGCCAGCCCCGUACCUCAUCUUCGGCCCCCCCGGGACUGGCAAGACAGUCACCAUCGUGGAAGCCAUCAAGCAGGUAUGGACAUGCUUCGAGAAUGCCCGGAUCUUGGCUUGCGCCCCUUCCGGCAGCGCCUCAGACCUGCUGUGCCAGCGCCUCAUCAAGGACAUCGCUCCCCGGUACAUCUACAGGCUCAUCGGCAGCUCCAGGAACUACCAGGAGGUGCCUCCUGAUAUCAGGCCCUGCUGUAACUGGGACGAUGGGCAGAGCUGCUACGUGUACCCGAGCAAGGAUCACCUGCGGCGCUACCGGAUCCUCAUCACCACGCUGGUGACCGCGGGAAGGCUGGUGUCGGCCAACUUCCCUCCAGGGUUUUUCUCACACGUCUUCAUCGACGAGUGCGGUCACGCGAUAGAGCCGGAGAGCGUGGUCGCCAUCGCAGGGCUCCUGACCGUCAUGGACCCGGAGACCAACCCCAACGGGGGGCAGCUGGUGCUGGCAGGAGACCCCCAGCAGCUGGGCCCUAUCCUGAGGUCACCGCUGGCCAUCAAGCACGGCUUGGGCACCUCGCUGCUGGAGAGGCUGAUGCUGCACAACCCCCUGUACAAGAAGUCGAGCGCAGGAUACGACCCGCAGUUCGUCACCAAACUGCUCUGGAACUACAGGUCCCACGAGGCCAUCCUCAGGAUCCCCAACGAGCUCUUCUACGACAGCGAGCUGAAGGCCUGUGAGAGAAUCGAGCCCGAUGUCCGGAGUCUGUAUUGCGCCUGGGAUGAGCUUCCCAAAAAAGGCUUCCCCAUCAUCUUCCACGGGGUUUGCGGGGAAGAUUGUCGAGAGGGCACGAGCCCUUCAUUCUUCAACACGGCUGAGAUCGAGGUGCUCGUCCACUACCUCAAGAAGCUGCUGCAGAGCCGGGGCAAGGGGGGCUGCCCCAGCGUCUCGCCCAAGGAGGUCGGCAUCAUUUCUCCUUACAGGAAGCAGGUGGAGAAGAUCCGGAAAGCCAUCACCUCCCUGGACCCUGUCCUGCGGACACUGCAGGACAUCAAGCUGCUGAAGGUGGGCUCCGUGGAGGAGUUCCAGGGCCAGGAGCGGCGCGUCAUCCUCAUCUCCACCGUGCGCAGCUGCAGUGAGUACUUCCAGCUCGACCAGACCUUCAAGCUGGGCUUCCUCAAGAACCCCAAGAGGCUGAACGUGGCCAUCACGAGGGCCAAGGCGCUGCUGAUCGUGGUGGGAAACCCGGCCGUGCUCAGCAAGGACCCGCACUGGCAGAGGUUCCUCAGGUACUGCAAGGAGGAGGGCGGCUACAAAGGCUACCCCUACGAGGACGAAAGCGCGGCAGAGGAUGGCCUCGCCACCGACCUCCACACGCUGCGCCUCAGCGAUUAGCAGCCAGACAGGGGCCAGCUCUGCCACGGGGUUUCUCUGCAGGAAACCCGCCUGGGAAAGGAGGAGAAGCCCCGUGGAGUCCCAGCACCCCUUACCCUGCCCCUGGCCCGCAGCAGCCGCCUGCUCUCCCCCUCCUUGGUCCCGGGGUGCUCCGUGCAUCCCUGCGGGGAUGGGGUUGAGCCCAUGGGGCAAGGGGGUCCUGCCCAGGGCACGCACCUCCCCUUGCAGAGCGGGGCUGUGCCGGCGCUGCACUGGAACCACUCCCCAUUUUAAACAGUUUUUGAUACGGCCGUGGAAAGCUGAUCGCCUGUGACUGGUCUCACCGUUCAGUGAAUGGCUUAAGCGAGAGUCCGGCCUCGGAAGUGCAUCACUGGGUGCGUGGAGGAGCUCAGAGCCGCUGCGGUGGGUGACCGGGGUGCAGGCAGGGACCCGGCCAGGCGCUGGGUCUCCCCACCAGGCAGCUGCCUGGCCCGAGAGCUGGCACGGCCACGCAGGCACACUUCACUCUGUUUCCCUGGAAUAAAUGUUUAGAUAAAAACGGUGUAUUGAUGUUGUCCUGGGCCCUGCCCCGACCUGCUCCGGGCUGGUCACAGAGGAGGGAUGGCUCCAGCAGUGACGGUAGCAUCUGUCACACCAGGGACUGGGUACGGCUGGGAAACGCCCACCCGGCCCUUCCCACGUACGCUGCGCCCUGAGUCUUACCCAAGCACACGGUGACGAGCCCUGAUCCUGCUCCGAGCCCUGAUCCUGCUCCAGCAG
Chroicocephalus ridibundus (black-headed gull) is the source of this 3754-nucleotide messenger RNA. It is a transcript of the gene MOV10, whose product is annotated as Mov10 RNA helicase. The transcript has 22 exons. Gene Ontology annotation, cellular component: P granule; cytosol. Gene Ontology annotation, molecular function: RNA binding; 5'-3' RNA helicase activity. NCBI's taxonomy places the organism in Eukaryota, Metazoa, Chordata, Aves, Charadriiformes, Laridae. Gene Ontology annotation, biological process: regulatory ncRNA-mediated post-transcriptional gene silencing. The record is from RefSeq and is a predicted model, not a curated record. Bases 95 to 2995 code for a protein of 966 amino acids.